AAACAUUUUUGUAUAAAUAAUUAAAUUGGAUAACCAAAAAUACCACAAGAGUCAGAACCCAUUCCCAAGAUAAUGGAAACAACAUUCAGGUCUCUUAUUUCUAUCAUCUUACUUACUCUUGCCGUCAAAGAAUCCUAUGGAUGUUCCUUGAACAACAUCACUAUCGGCACAACAAGAAGUGGGAGAGAAAUAAAAGACAUGCCUGAGUGGAACGUGGUUGUGAUUAACAACUGUAACUGCACACAAAGCAGUUUAGUGUUGUCUUGUGUAGGAUUCAAAACUCUAGAACCUGUUGACCCUUCAAUAUUUUUGGUCAGAAAUAAUACUUGCCUCCUUAUCAAGGGAAAUCCGUUGCCGGCUUUUGGUACCGUUAAUUUUUCUUAUGUUUGGUAUCCUCCCUUUAUUAUGAGGCCUACAAGCUCUGUCAUAGGACCUUGUAAGUAAUAGAGAUUUACAUUAUUAAGUAAUAAAAUUGAUCCAAAUAUAGAACACAGUGAA
Molecule: messenger RNA, 498 nt
Organism: Cicer arietinum (chickpea)
Lineage: Eukaryota; Viridiplantae; Streptophyta; Magnoliopsida; Fabales; Fabaceae
Product: TPD1 protein homolog 1B-like
Biological process (GO): cell fate determination
Source: RefSeq, a predicted model, not a curated record